This is a messenger RNA of Lodderomyces elongisporus, 558 nucleotides long. RefSeq lists its product as uncharacterized. The record is from RefSeq and is a predicted model, not a curated record. The coding region runs from base 1 to 558 and encodes 185 amino acids. Gene Ontology annotation, molecular function: pre-mRNA 5'-splice site binding; zinc ion binding. The transcript has a single exon. Gene Ontology annotation, cellular component: nucleus; U1 snRNP. Gene Ontology annotation, biological process: spliceosomal snRNP assembly; mRNA 5'-splice site recognition; mRNA splicing, via spliceosome. Lineage: Eukaryota; Fungi; Ascomycota; Pichiomycetes; Serinales; Debaryomycetaceae.
AUGCCAAAGUAUUAUUGUGAUUACUGCAAGUCGUAUUUGACGCACGACACGUUGAGUGUUCGAAAAUCCCAUCUUAUGGGAAAAAACCAUAUAAAGUACUAUUGUGACUACUACGAAUUCAAGGCAAAGGAGACGGGCGAAUGGAAGCCACUGGAACUAGCGUACGAAGUAACCUUUGAUAAGUUGAAUAGGGGUAUUCCAGGUGGUGACGAUUAUUCUAAAAACUCAAAUAACGACAUUAGAAAUGGACAUGGACAUGGACAUGGACAUGGACAUGGCAAUGUAAAUAGUUAUAGUAAUGGAAAUGGGAAUGGGGUAGUGGAUCGAAGGCGGAGGGUUGACAAUACCCUGGACAUGAAUCCAAAAGGAGCUAGUUACAGUAGAGACAGUUUGAGUAAUAAUUAUAUUCAUGAUAACGAUGAUGGUGACUAUAGUAGUGGUGGGUUUAUACUACCGCCGCCACCACAUUUAAGUGGAAUGCCCUUGCCGCCACCGUCUCACUAUAAUCUUACCAAGGAGCUUCAGGAAGCUAUAUGGAAACAAACAAGAUCGAGAUGA